Molecule: messenger RNA, 1338 nt
Organism: Jatropha curcas
Lineage: Eukaryota; Viridiplantae; Streptophyta; Magnoliopsida; Malpighiales; Euphorbiaceae
Source: RefSeq, a predicted model, not a curated record
GAAGAAAAUGGGCCUAUAAAUAACUGCCUAGUUAUUCUUGAAAGAGCAGAACACAAGGAAAAAAUAAAAACGCUGAUCAGACGCAAUAGCCAUGGAAAUGGAACCAGAACUCACUAAGCUUGGAACCUCUCUCCUAGUGCCUUGUGUGCAGGAGCUAGCAAAAGAACCGUUGACAAAUGUCCCGCCACGGUAUUUGCGACUUGAUCAAGAUUCUCCAAUCGUAUCUAACUCUGCUUAUCUACCCCAAGUUCCUAUCAUUGACAUGUCCAAGUUAUUUUCACAAGAAUCCAUGGAUUUUGAGCUGGAUAGGCUCGACCGUGCAUGCAAAGAGUGGGGUUUCUUCCAGUUGAUAAAUCAUGGAGUGAGCAGUUCAUUAGUGGAAAACGUGAAGGUGGAAAUUCAAGAAUUCUUUAAUCUCCCAGUGGAUGAGAAGAAAAAAUAUUGGCAAAGACCAGGAGAAAUGGAAGGAUUUGGACAGGCUUUUGUUGUGUCUGAGGAGCAAAAGCUUGACUGGGGAGAUAUCUUCUAUAUGAUCACUCUCCCACCGAAUUUGAGGAGACCUCAUUUGUUCCCACAGCUCCCUCUUCCAUUCAGAGACACCUUGGAAGCUUAUUCAAGAGAAAUAAAAGAUCUUGCCAUGACAAUCCUGAAAUUCAUGGCAAGAGCUCUGGGAAUGGAACCUGAAGAAAUGAAACAACAAUUUGAAGAAGGAUGCCAGAAAGUGAGAAUGAAUUACUAUCCUCCAUGCCCACAGCCAGAGCUAGUUAUGGGUCUCAACUCACACUCAGAUGCAGUUGGCCUUACCAUCCUCCUCCAAGUUAAUGAAGUGGAAGGGUUACAGAUAAAGAAAAAUGGCAAGUGGGUUCCUGUUAAACCACUCCCAAAUGCAUUUAUUGUCAAUGUUGGUGACAUUUUAGAGAUUGUGACUAAUGGAAUUUACAGAAGCAUUGAGCAUAGAGCAACUGUGAACUCAGUUAAAGAGAGGCUUUCCAUAGCUACUUUUUAUAGUCCGAAACUAAAUGGAGAAAUGGGUCCAGCACCAAGCCUUGUUACUGAAGAGAGACCUGCUUUAUUCAGGAAAAUUGGUGUUGCAGAUUUCUUCAAGGGAUAUUUUUCAAGAGAACUCGUUGGAAAAUCAUACCUUGAUGUCAUGAGGAUUCAAAAUGAAGAAGCUAAAAACAACUGAUUGGAUUGGUGCCUAUUUUAUGUCUGCCUGUUUUUUUUUUUUUUUUUCAGCCGAAUUGAGGUAAGAAAUGUCAGGUCCUUCUGCUUCCUCGUAUGUAGUAAAUAAAUAAAUACUGCGGUAAUAAUUGCCAGGUAUUGCUAUUUUAUUCCUUA